AUGACUGGUCAUGUGAUCGGUCUCAACCUUGGUUUUGGUGGGCUUCAAGGCAAUAUCCAUUCCAAUAGCAGCUUAUUCUCUCUUGGCCAUCUCAAUUGGCUAGACCUCUCUAGGAAUGAUUUCAGAGGUUCCCCAAUUUCCUCCAAGUUUGAUGGCUUUGUAAGUAUGACUCACCUUGACCUCUCUGACUCCAAUUUCAGUGGCCCAAUCCCUUCCGAAAUUUCCCACCUUUCCAACUUGGUUUCACUUAAUCUCUCGCAACCUUCUGUGACCCUAGAUGCUCCUAGCUUGAACAGAAUUGUUCAAAACCUAACCAAUCUUAAGGAGCUUGAACUGUCCCUUAUUGAUAUGUCAUCAGUUGUACCUGAUUCAUUCAAGAAUCUGUCUUCUUCUUUGACAACUCUUUCGCUUUAUUCUUGCAACUUGCAAGGAAAAUUUCCAGAAAGCAUUUUCCACCAACCAAAUCUUCGACUAUUAGAUUUAGGUUAUAACUAUAACCUCACAGGUAAUUUCCCCAAGUCUAACUGGAGCAGUCCACUCGAAACCUUGUUGCUCUCUCGCACUAGAAUUUCAGUAGAUUGGCCUCAUCUGACAAGAAAUUUCAAGUCUUUGAGAGAUUUGUUUCUCAGCAAUUGCAGUUUUGUAGGAUCAUAUCUUGCAUUUCUUGGUAAUCUCACACAAAUUAUGCGGUUGGACCUUUCGUCUAACAAUUUUGGUGGCCAAAUCCCAUGGUCGCUUUUAAACCUUGAGAGCCUCGUUUACUUGAAUCUUGGUGGCAACAAUUAUGUUGGUCAGUUUCCAGAAGUUGAUAGCAACUCGACAUCGAUCUCUUCUUUAUAUGAUUUUUCAAAACAACAACUGGUGGGUCACAUUCCUCGACACUUAAUCUUGCUCUAUUUAGAUGGGAACCAACUCAAUGGAACAAUACCAUCUUGGUUAGGUAGUUUGCCAUCAUUGGAGUAUUUAGAACUUGGAAGCAACCAACUCAGUGGUAAUAUCAUUCAAUUCCAAUCUCGUUCUUUGUCAUUGCUUGGUUUAAGGGAUAACAAGCUGGAUGGCCUGAUUCCAAGAUCAAUAUAUGAACAAGUGAAUCUUCAAGUCCUUGAUCUAUCAUCCAAUAACUUGGGUGGAAAUUUGGAGUUCGAAAAGUUUUCCAAACUCCCAAGUCUCGGUGAGCUUAAUCUUUCCUUUAAUCAUAUAUCCUUGAGCUUCAACCAUUUGAAUAACAACACCUGGCCUCAACUUGAGUUACUAGAUUUGUCAUCUUGUAACAUAAGUGAGUUCCCAUACUUUCUAAGAGCCUCACAAAAUUUGGACAUGUUAUACCUUUCUCACAACCGAAUUCGAGCCGACAUUCCCAAAUGGUUGUUGGAUUCGGGGAAAGAUUCAUUGAGGUAUUUGGAUCUUUCUCACAACUCUUUGACUGGCACUGUAGGACAGCUUCGGUGGAAAAAACUCGAGUAUCUUGACCUUCGCAACAAUUCUCUCCAAGGAGGGCUUCCAAUUCCAUCACCUUCCACAUUUUUCUUUUCCAUAUCAAACAACCAAUUGACUAGAGAGAUGCCUCCAACCAUUUGCAGCUUGACUAGACUUGAAAUCCUUGAUUUGUCUAGUAAUAAAUUGAUUGGAAAAAUUCAUCAAUGCAUAGGGAACUUCAGUCAGAGCCUCUCUGUUUUGGAUCUACGGAAUAAUAAAUUUCAUGGCGUGAUUCCUGGGACAUUUUCUGAGGGAAACGUUUUGAGAAAUCUUGAUCUUAAUGGAAAUCAGUUGGAAGGGUCGUUGCCACCAACUUUGCUCACAUGUAGAGAGUUGGAAGUUCUAGACCUUGGAAACAACAAAAUUCAAGAUACAUUCCCAAAUUGGCUGGAAUCUCUUCCGAAGUUGCAGGUUCUUAUCUUGAGGUCUAACAAGUUCUAUGGUGAAAUAGGCUUUCCGGAAACUAACUUUCCAUUCCCAAAAUUGCGUAUCAUGGACCUAUCCUACAAUCGGUUUAGCGGUCUCUUGCCAACAAAAUAUUUUGAACAUUUGACGGCCAUGAUAAACUCGCAAGAACAUGAACUGAAAUAUAUGGGAGAGGGCUACUAUCAGGAUAAUGUGGUAGUGACAAUUAAAGGCUUUGAAAUUGAAAUGGUGAAGAUUCAGACUUUCUUCACAAGUAUAGAUUUCUCAAAUAACACUUUCAGAGGAGAGAUUUCAAAUGUAAUCGGUAAGCUUAAAUCAUUGAAGGGGCUUAACUUUUCUCAUAAUGAGCUCACAGGUACAAUUCCACCAUCAUUUGGCGUUAUGUGCAAUCUUGAAUGGUUAGAUCUAUCUUCAAACAAAUUUGUUGGUGAUAUUCCAGAGCAAUUGACAAAUUUGACAUCACUUGAAAAGUUCAAUGUUUCAAAAAAUCAACUUGUGGGGCCUAUACCUCAUGGCAAACAAUUUGAUACAUUUGAAAAUGAUUCAUAUAGUGGAAACACAGGAUUGUGUGGAUUGCCACUUUCUAAAACAUGCGGUGCACAUCAAUCACCGCCAUCGUCACUCCAACAAGAGGAUGAUUUGGAGCAUGGGAAUGGUUUUGAUUGGAAGGUAGUGUUGAUCGGGUAUGCAUCUGGGGUGGUAAUUGGAAUAUCUGUGGGAUAUCUUGUACUCUCAAAUGGAACACCAGAUUGGCUUGUUAAAGUGGUAGGAAGAAAGCAACGUCGUAGAACUGUGAAAAUCACACAUUGA
This is a messenger RNA of Prunus dulcis (almond), 2712 nucleotides long. RefSeq names its product receptor-like protein 7. The transcript has a single exon. The record is from RefSeq and is a predicted model, not a curated record. Gene Ontology annotation, molecular function: protein binding. NCBI's taxonomy places the organism in Eukaryota, Viridiplantae, Streptophyta, Magnoliopsida, Rosales, Rosaceae. Bases 1 to 2712 code for a protein of 903 amino acids.